Acipenser ruthenus (sterlet) is the source of this 4651-nucleotide messenger RNA. RefSeq names its product bifunctional heparan sulfate N-deacetylase/N-sulfotransferase 4-like. Gene Ontology annotation, molecular function: heparan sulfate N-sulfotransferase activity; deacetylase activity. Gene Ontology annotation, cellular component: Golgi apparatus. The record is from RefSeq and is a predicted model, not a curated record. The transcript has 15 exons. Bases 1168 to 3789 code for a protein of 873 amino acids. Lineage: Eukaryota; Metazoa; Chordata; Actinopteri; Acipenseriformes; Acipenseridae.
AACUGUACUCCAGUGUUUCAGGCAAUUGAAAGCUCUUUGUUGUUUGCAGUGCAUCUUAAAACUGUCAAAGAGUGCAACCGGGAAUGACAUUUUUCUCCUGUGUUUGUCAGAAGCCUGAUUUUGAGAGAAAUGGCACACAACUUACGCAAGUGCAUGGUGACAGAUCCAGGGUAUCCUUUGGGAGUAUCAAAUCAAUCAUGAGAUUGUGAGAGGAAUUCAGUUGAGCACUGAAUUAGCUUCCAAUGGAAUGCAUUCAUGUGUAACAUCCCACUGUCUAAAUGACACCAAAAUGGCUCCUAGUCCUUGAAAGACUUUACCACGAUUAGCUGGAGGAAUUGGAUGUUUGUGUCAAUCACUGUCCAGCACCGGCGCUUUCCAUAGUUCUGUAGGUGAGAGACGCUGGCUUUCCGAUGAGGGAGACAACAGUAGCAGCAGCUGUCGGGAUUUUUUGUGGUGAUUAAAUACUUCUUGUGUCUUUUCCGUUGCUGUAAUCCUUGUACCAGAGAAAGAAGCUGCUUGAGAAUAAUGGUGAAUAGAGCAGUGAAUCAUUCCAGCUGGCUGCAUCUUAAAGAGGACUCUGUAUAGAAUGAGAUUGGGCUCCCUUGUUCAGUCACUAGAGCAGCAGCAUUUUAAGGAGUUUCUCCUAGAAAUUAUUCCAGAAAGAGAGGCGCUUCUUCUUUGCUCAGUUGUAGUCACAUUUCUGCACGAGCUGAUCCCUGGAGCCAGCAUUACACUUCAGCCAUUAACACCAGACAGAAGGAUAUCUAUAUCAUCAUAUGGAAGGAAACGUAAAUGGAUGGAGACACAUAUGGAUCACAUUAGUUUACUGUAAGGCUACGUCUUAGUUGGUGCUUAUCUUGGCAAGAGCCGAGUUCAAAUCAGCAUGAAGUUUUAACAUCUACUCUCGUGUAAUGGAAAUCAUGUGUUGUACUUGCACAUUGUCAAUGGAAACAGCUUAGAAAACAGUUGACUGCCUUAAGACAUUGGGAUUUGCUGAGCAGAGAUUCUACUUCAUACUGCCGAAAGGACAUUCCUAUAUGUACUGCAAUGGUUACAUGAAAUUAUGUUGAAUACUGGAAACUCCAUGCAUUCAUCUUAACAUGGUAUAUUAAGAAAAGAGCAUAAGGAAAAUAAAUUAAGUAGAAAGAAAAGGCACCACCGUUCAAAAUGAAUUUUGCCAUAAAACUUCGCAGAAAUUUGCGAAGGCUGGUGAUCCUGCUCGCCACCUUCUGCAUGGUAAGCAUUCUCAUAUCUGCCUACUACUUGUACAAUGGCUACAAUCAGGAGAUUGAACUCUCAGAGGGCACCCCAGAAAUGGAAUGUGGAGACCUCAAACUUCUUCCUUACCGAUUAAUGGAAAUGAAAACUGCAAAGCCCAUAGACACCUCCAGGACUGAUCCAAUCGUCCUGGUUUUUGUGGAAAGUCAAUACUCACAACUCGGGCAAGACAUCAUAGCAAUCCUGGAGUCCAGUCAGUUUCAGUAUCAUUCAGAAAUUGCUCCAGGCAAAGGUGAUGUCCCACCUCUCACAAAUAAAGGAAGAGGGAGGUAUGCACUCAUCAUCUACGAAAAUAUGUUGAAAUACGUGAAUAUGGAUUCCUGGAAUAGGGACCUCCUAGAUAAAUACUGUGUGGAGUACAGUGUUGGAAUCAUUGGUUUUCACAAAGCAAAUGAGAACAGUUUACCAAGUGUUAAGUUGAAGAGUUUUCCUUUGUACCUUCAUACCAAUGUAGGCCUGAAGGAUUGUUGUGUUAAUCCUCGUUCUCCAUUGCUCUACAUCACCAAAGCUUCGGAAGCUGACAAAGGACCAUUACCUGGAGAGGACUGGACUGUGUUUCAGUCCAACCAUUCCACAUAUGAACCAGUGUUGCUAGCUAAGUCGAGAACUUCAGAAAAUAUUCCGCCAGCCAUCUCUGGACAUGCUCUGCACACAACUGUAAUACAGGACCUGGGCCUUCACGACGGCAUUCAACGCGUCCUGUUUGGCCACAACCUUAAUUAUUGGCUGCACAAGCUUAUCUUUGUGGAUGCCAUCUCUUUCCUUUCAGGGAAGAAACUGUCCUUGUCUUUGGAAAGAUAUGUUCUUGUGGACAUUGAUGAUAUCUUUGUGGGGAAGGAAGGAACCAGGAUGAAUGUCAAUGAUGUAAAGGCCCUUCUUGAUACACAGAAUCUACUGAGAAGUCAUAUUACAAAUUUCACGUUCAACCUUGGAUUUUCAGGGAGGUUCUACCACACAGGUACAGAGGAUGAGGAUGAGGGGGACGACUUGUUGAUGAAGUAUGUGGAUGAGUUCUGGUGGUUUCCUCACAUGUGGAGUCACAUGCAGCCCCAUCUUUUCCAUAAUGAGUCAUCCCUGGCUGAGCAGAUGAUUCUCAACAAGGAGUUUGCACUGGAGCAUGGUAUCCCCACGGACAUGGGCUAUGCAGUGGCUCCCCACCACUCCGGUGUUUACCCCAUACAUGUACAGCUGUACGAGGCUUGGAAGAAGGUCUGGGGUAUCAAAGUGACGAGCACUGAGGAGUAUCCACACCUGAAACCAGCAAGAUACAGGAGAGGAUUCAUUCACAACAACAUAAUGGUACUUCCCCGUCAGACCUGUGGCUUGUUUACCCACACUAUAUUCUACAAGGAGUACCCUGGGGGCCCGAAAGAGCUGGACAAAAGCAUCAAGGGAGGGGAGCUCUUUCUUACAGUUCUGCUCAAUCCGAUCAGCAUCUUUAUGACACAUUUAUCCAACUAUGGGAAUGACCGACUGGGACUGUACACUUUUUCAAACCUGGCCAACUUUGUUCAAUGCUGGACUAACCUCAGACUGCAGACACUACCACCGUUUCAGCUGGCUCGCAAGUACUUUCAGCUCUUCCCUGAGCAACAUGAUCCUAUUUGGCAGAAUCCAUGCGAUGACAAGCGACACAAGGAUAUCUGGUCGAAAGAGAAAACCUGUGAUCGUUUGCCCAAAUUCCUGGUUGUAGGACCACAGAAGACUGGUACCACUGCUCUGUACCUGUUCCUUGUAAUGCACCCUUCUAUUACCAGCAAUUUUCCCAGUCUGAGGACCUUUGAGGAGGUGCAGUUUUUCAAUGGGAACAACUACCAUAAAGGGAUAGACUGGUACAUGGACUUCUUCCCAGUUCCCUCUAAUGUGACCUCUGACUUUCUGUUUGAGAAAAGUGCAAAUUACUUCCCUUCUGAAGAUGCUCCAAAGCGUGCUGCUGCCCUAGUACCAAAAUCAAAGAUAAUUACCUUAAUCAUCAAUCCUUCUGACCGGGCUUACUCUUGGUACCAGCACCAGAGGGCCCAUGAAGAUCAUGCUGCUCUGAAGUACAGUUUCUAUGAGGUGAUUUCUGCAGGACACCAUGCCCCAGCAGAGCUCAGAUCUCUUCAGAAUAAAUGUCUGGUGCCAGGCUGGUAUGCUAUCCAUAUUGAACACUGGCUCACUUACUACCCUCCUUCUCAGUUGCUAAUCAUUGAUGGGCAGCAGCUGAGGAGCGACCCCGCUGCUAUAAUGGAUGAAGUCCAGAAGUUUCUAGGAGUGUCCCCAUAUUACAACUACUCUCAGGCACUAUCAUUUGAUCCCCAGAAAGGAUUCUGGUGUCAGUUACUUGAAGGUGGGAAGACUAAAUGUCUGGGAAAAAGCAAAGGCAGGAAAUAUCCCCCUAUGGACUUAGAGUCUCGAACAUUCUUGUCAAGAUACUACAAAGACCACAAUGUUGAACUUUCCAAGUUGUUGCACAGACUAGGCCAACCACUGCCUUCUUGGCUAAGAGAGGAGCUUCAGAAAGUGAGAUAACAAUGAAGAGGAGGUUCAAGAAAGGACUUGAUACACCUUCAAACUCAUAAACCCUCAAGUGACUGCCCAGUAAAAUAUAAAUGGGCUUUAUACUUACCUCUUCUGGAAAUAAAGGGUUUUCCAUGUGCUGGCAUAUGGUAUUAUGAGUACAAGACCUUGUAAAAAACAGAAGUGUUUGGUUGUGGAUAUUAGAAAAGGUGGAACAAUAUUCAAAAUCCAGUUCAGGACCUGCAGGAUGGGUGAAGGUUGUUUGUUGUGUGAGCAUGAAUCUGUGACUGCAGUGACUUUUUUUUUUUAAUUUAUGAUUCCAGUGCAGUGCUGGUCAGCUGUCUUGAUAUCUGUGGUGAAUAUUUGCACUAAGUUACGUACCAUGCUUCACUCACUGAUUGUUUUGUCAUAUAUGUAUAGAGAGAGAAAUAGAUACACAACAGUGCUUGGCACAGUUACUGCUGGGCAUGCUAAGAGUACAGUAAUUAAUGUGUUGCUAAACCUCUGUGACAGAGGACUCAUUUAAAGUAAAUAAUGUUCAGAAGAAAAAGGUGUGUGAUCACAUUGUUUCAGAUAACAGCAUUUAAAUCCAACAGCUUUUUAUGGUUACAUCCACUUCUCCAGCUCACACCACACUGAACAUCCAUUUGUCCAUUCGUAUUUGUGUGAUGGGAAUUUUUAGUUUCUUAAAAAUAAAGCUUUGUAUUAUAACUUUUUUUUUUUUUUUAUCUAUAACCAAGGUGUUUAAAACCCAGUGGAACUUAUUUGAAGAGAUAUUUUAUGUUACCAUGUUUUCAGGUUUCACAAAAUGUUUCCCCACUUUAUGCACACCAAUAAAUGCUGUUUCAUGCUAAAUGGCCUUAUUUGAAAUGGA